Messenger RNA from Cyphomyrmex costatus, 1908 nucleotides. Its product is annotated as cleft lip and palate transmembrane protein 1-like protein. The coding region runs from base 153 to 1775 and encodes 540 amino acids. Lineage: Eukaryota; Metazoa; Arthropoda; Insecta; Hymenoptera; Formicidae. The record is from RefSeq and is a predicted model, not a curated record. Gene Ontology annotation, cellular component: endomembrane system; membrane. The transcript has 9 exons.
UCUUCGCAAAUUAUAUUUCUUGCAAAUUUCUCGUGUGAUACUGUGACCUUUCAUAGUGGGUUAAAAAAGAGGUUGUUGAGAAGAAGAAGCUGCAUUCCACAUUCAAUACAUAAACAAUAUCUCUUGAGGUAUUCGCAUCGAAAUCAGCUGAAAUGCAGUGGCUUUCACUCAGUGUUAUUUUUUCCGAAAUAUUUCUGGCGUAUAUCAUUUAUUCAAUUUACACACUAUCACUGCUAUUUGUGACGCCAGCCUGUGAGGAUAACAAACCAUGUCUUGAAUCAUACCUGAAUGAUCGACCGCAGUUGAAUUUGUAUAUAUACAGCUCCGUUAAAAAAUAUCCCAUCAGCAGUAAUCCUGAUCUCAUAUACUCCGCACAAAACUUUGAUUAUGAUCAAAUGCAAAUCAUUCCAGUGAUACUUACUGUACCAAAUGAGACACGGCGAAAUGGAACAUUGUUUUUACAUGUAUUAUUAGUGCCUUCCUUUAUAAAACAGGACAGGACAUUUGUCGAGUUGCUGAACGAUAGAUUUACUUCGUACACUGCAAUUGAAAUGACACAAUACAUAGUAUCUGAAGCAGAGGCAUUUAAUUUAAUAAUAAACCGCAAAAUGGAGGAAGCAAAUAACCAGAUUGUUAUACAUCCAGUCUCGCACAUGAAAAGUCGUGUGACAUUUACAAUAAUGACAGACAACAUUAUGCUUCCUCGAUAUGGCAUACCUGCCGAGCUCAUAAACCAUAUAAAAAUAAUUCAUGAACAACAGAUAUUUUUGCCAAUAGUAAACUAUGAUUUUUUACGAACACGGUAUCGGGAUCUUCAGCGGAUUAUUCCACAAAAUAAUACGAUGAACAUCACAGUAGAAUAUUCACCUGUGUCGCUAGGAAAGUUAAGAUUAGUACUGCAUGUGCAGGCAACUAUGGGGAAUCUAAUAAAUCUUGGCUUCUCCGACAAAGAUAUCGAUGAUGUAAAGGGCAUCUUUGUCGAUACUAACAUCUAUCUAUUAGGUGCUACGUUCUUCAUUGCAGCUGUACACUUGUUGUUUGAUUUCCUUGCUAUUAAAAAUGAUGUUAGCUUUUGGCGAAAGAAGAAUAAUCUCAUAGGCCUCAGCAAAUCGACUAUGAUAUGGCGUGCAUUCAGUCAAACUGUGAUCUUCCUUUAUCUUUACGACGAGGAUUCUUCCUUACUUAUUCUUAUUCCUACUGGUAUCAGCACUGUUAUCGAGCUGUGGAAAUUGAAAAAGAUAUUGAGAGUGGAAUUUAUUACCAGCGGUAACAUUUUCCCACGAAUGCGUUUUAAAACCGAUAGCAUCGAUGCAGCGGAAGUAAAAACUAGACAAUUCGAUGCAGAAAGUAUGCGUUAUCUGAAUUAUUUAUUAUAUCCAUUAGUUAUCGUUGGUGCAAUCUACUCAUUACUUUAUCAGCCACAUAAAAGUUGGUAUUCUUGGAGCUUAAAUUCCUUAGUAAAUGGAGUUUACGUAUUUGGAUUUCUUUUUAUGUUGCCGCAAUUAUUCGUCAAUUAUAAAUUGAAGUCAGUGGCGCAUCUACCAUGGAAAGCGUUCAUGUACAAAGCAUUUAACACAUUCAUCGAUGACGUGUUUGCUUUCUUGCUAACGAUGCCGACAGCUUACAAAUUAGCAUGUUUCAGAGAUGAUGCCGUCUUUCUGAUUUAUCUAUAUCAAAGAUGGUUAUAUCCAGUAGAUAAAUCACGUGUGGAUACUGAUACAAUCACAGAAGAAGCUGUUAGUUUCGGCAACAAUGUGAACAAAAAAACAAAUUAACAAUUUCUAUUGUUUACUGUUAUUGUUUGUCUUCAUUAUCUAGAAUACUUAAAACUUUCAUAAUAUCAUGUGAAGUAUUAUUACAUGCUGACAAACAUUUAUAUCCAUAAUGUAAAAAUUUAAUCAAUAUACG